Rhineura floridana is the source of this 1700-nucleotide messenger RNA. RefSeq lists its product as uncharacterized. Lineage: Eukaryota; Metazoa; Chordata; Lepidosauria; Squamata; Rhineuridae. Bases 79 to 1104 code for a protein of 341 amino acids. The record is from RefSeq and is a predicted model, not a curated record. The transcript is spliced from 2 exons.
UGAAUAAGCAGGCGGGCUCCUUCACAACGCUUUGUAAUCACGUCGUUUUGCAAGCGGGGCCCCCUAUCUCCCUCUAGUAUGCCUAAGAAAGGACAAGGGGGGCCAAAAGGGAAGGGAAAGGCCCCCAGAGCAGGGGGGAGAUGCCCACCCCCAGCGGCGGAGGGGGCAAGGAGUGGGGAGGGGCCACCAUGGGCGGCCAUAUUAGCCAGGUUGGAAGCCCUAGAACAUGGCUCAAGCCACCCUAAUGCACCCCGGGACCAACCUGUGACAGGGAAGAAGAAAGACCCACCACCCAAACGGUCUCGGGGGAAAACACAGCGGCCAGUGAACAGUGCUGAUGCAGGGGCUGUUGCUUCCAUCUUAGCGCGACUGGAUGUGCUGGAGGCCGGGCUCAGGGCUGAGGCGAGGACGCCCAGCAUAGAGCCAGGCGCAACUCCCACCCUGCAAGCAGCCCCAACAAUGCAGCCCGCACAAGGACCUUCGGCGGAAAGCACACAGGAUCGCUGGACAAGAUCGGAGCAGCCACGCAUCCUCCUAUGUGGCCACAGUAUGAUGUUCUGGGCAGGCCGCAGGGCGGCGAAGUCUCGCUUCGGCACGCAGCUGGGGCUCAGUCAAUGGGCCGCAGUGCGGUGGCUGGGUCGUCGGGGGAUGCGUUGGGAUGGGCUCCUGCCAGCCUUGUUUCAACCGGCUGUGGAAGUGGCAGCGCCCCAGGUGCUGGUGAUCCACCUCGGGGGCAACGACUUGGGUCUGUUAAAGGGCAAGGCCCUAAUUGAACAGGCAUGCGGUGACCUCCGGGCCAUUGCACGUCGCUGGCCGGGGGUGCACUUAGUGUGGUCAGACAUCCUGCCGCGCAGGAGGUGGAAUUGUGCCGGUGACCCACGAGGGAUGGACAGGGCACGGAAAAAGGUGAACAGGCAAAUUCAGAGGGCCCUUAGGGACUUAGGAGGUUCUGUCAUCCACCACCCAGAGGUGGGCCACAACAAGCUUGAGCUGUUUCGGCCUGACGGCGUCCAUUUGACGGACAAGGGCAACGACAUCUUUCUAAGGGACCUGCAGAAGGGUUUACACCAGAUUCUUAUCGGGUGUGGGGUAAAGGGGGACUAAGCAGAGGCUUGUCCCCCUUCUGUGGCGAAGAAGUGCGGGGAAAGGUUAAAGGGAAAGGGCAGCUAGGUGACACCUUUAGGCACCUUUGGGGGUGACAGGCGGUCCGGAGGCCUGCAGCUCAGGGCUACACGGCCCGGGGACAGGGUACGGGCCGCCUUUGGGGCCAACGUGCCUCAUCCGCUCAGAGUUUCAGGGCUCCGAGGGGCGGUGAUGCGGGUUGGACCCCCUACACAUCUUCAGGGUGUGGCUGGAGCUGGGGGGCUGGCACAGGGCAGCCCCAGGCUCAGGCAGGGCAUGAUCGCCCGAUAGCUGCUAACAGGCUUUGCCUGGAUCUCCAGAACGCCCCGCCCUUAAUCUCCCUUCUGCAGGUUCAUUAUUCAAUUGAUUCUGUUUAAAUAAAGUGGCCCAUCAUUUACCCAAGCAAUGGUGUCUGUGUUUUAUUUCGGCAAUAGGCCGCAAUCCCGUUCCGUGCCUGGGACCUACCGGGCAGAGGGACGAGCUUGCGGCCGCUGUCGAUGUCCCGGCCGCCAUCUUGGAUGGGAUGCGUGCACACACGGCGCGCUGGCGCGCCGUCGUGUGACGCGGCAGGGAGGCGG